AUGAAACAAUGCACGUUACCCACAACGAACACAACAAUUUCCUCAAGAAUUUAUAAGGAAAAUAAACACUGUCAUUAUAACAUUAUAUUCACUCAUAAAAACAAAGUUUUACAACUGAAAAAAGAAAACCGAAGCGAAGAAUGUUGUCACUUUUUCCAAGUAAUCCUGGUUGUAUCGCAUUCGAAUAUGAAUGUAAUUCAAAUCUCAAAUGUACAAAACAAAGCUGUUGUUGUAGAGCGACUGUUGUUGUCGAGUGAGAAUAAAAAAAGUUUAUGUUGUGGAAUAACUUUGGCAAUUUUUAAAUUGGAUGGAAAAAAACCUGAAGAGAAAGAUAUACCCCCAGUCUUUAAUGACAAGAAGCCAUAUAAUCGCUAUGUUGAUGAAUUGAAAGCAUGGACAUUAUUAACAGAUUUAGAGAAGCAGAAGCAAGGCAUCGCAGUGGCCUUAUCUUUACCAGAAGAAGAUUCAACACAAGUAAGAGAUAAAGUGUUCAGUGAGAUUAGUAUUGCUGAUUUGAAUAAAGAAGAUGGAAUAGACACUUUGAUAGCCUUUAUGGACAACUUGUUUAAGAAAGAUGAAUUAACUGAUAUGUAUGAACAUUACACAAACUUUGAUCGUUAUAAAAGAAAAAGUGAUGAAACUAUAGAGUCGUAUAUAAUAGAAUUUGAAAAGUUGUACAAUAAAACAAAGAAAUUUGAUAUGGGAUUACCAGAUAGUGUUUUAGCAUUCAAAUUACUUGAUGGAGCUUGUUUAAAACAUUCGGACAGACAGCUUAUACUUACUGGUGUAAACUAUGAAGAAGUAAAUACUAUGUUUAAACAAAUGAAAAUUGCAUUAAAAAAGUUUUUCGGAGAACAAUCGUUACCUACUAAUAGAAAUGAAAGCAUAAAAGUUGAACCAUCUAUUACUAAAACUGAACCUGUAUUUAUUACUGGAACUCAUGGAAAUUCAGUUAGACCUCGAAAUGAACGUUUCAGAUAUGGUAACAGAAAUAAUUAUGAACGAAACAAUCAACGACCAUUACGUAAAAGAAAUAAUCCACUUGAUAAAAAGGGUGAACCACUUAGAUGUCACAUUUGUCAGUCAGUUAUGCACUUUGCUCGGUUUUGUCCUCAUGGGAAUAAAACCUUUGACAAGCCAGUGUUCCAAGCAAGCGAUGAAAAUGAUAUGGUGGAAAAAGCAAUUGAAGAUAAAAGUGUUUUAUUGUCAGAAACUCUUAACUGUGCUGUACUAGAUAGUGCUUGUUCAGCAACUGUUACCGGAGAAGAUUUGCUUAAGUGUUAUUUGGAUUCACUAACAACAGAACAAAAGUGUAAAAUACAACGAUCUCCCAGUGACACUGUUUUUCGAUUCGGUGGUGGGGAAAGAUUAAAUUCCAAUGGCAAAGUUAAAAUACCAUGUAAUAUGGCUGGGAAGGAAUGUGAAAUUGUGACAGACAUAGUUGAAUGUGAUAUACCUCUUCUUCUUAGUAAAACAGCUAUGAAGAAAGCGGACAUGAAAUUAGAUCUGGUAAACGACACUGCUGAAAUAUCUGGUACAUUAGUUGAUUUGCAGAAUACAACAUCAGGCCAUUAUUGCGUACCCUUGAAAGAGGAUGAAGUCUGUUUAUCCAACUCAAUAUUGAUAAAUGAGUCGUUUAAAGAAAAAGAAAAGAAAGUUGUAAAAUUGCACAAGCAAUUUGGACAUCCCACUGCAAAACGGUUAGCAAGUUUGUUGGUUGAUGCAAAACUAUAUGAUGAAGACUGUAAGAGAAUCCUGGAUCAAAUUGAACAGGACUGUGAAACAUGCAAGAAGUUUAAACAGACACCACCUAGACCAGUGGUCUCACUGCCAUUAGCUACUGAUUUCAAUCAGUGUGUUGUAAUGGAUCUUAAAGAAUGGGUAAAAAGUAAAAUAAGGUUGUUUUACCUCAUUGAUGCAGCUACUCGAUUCACUUUAGCUACAGUAAUUCGAAGCAAAUUACCUUCUGUUAUUAUUGACAAAACCAUGCAGUUGUGGAUUGGCAAUGGAUUUGGUGUUCCUGGACGCUUAUUAGCAGACAAUGGAGGAGAAUUUGCUAAUGAAGAGUACCGGGAUAUGUGUGAUAACCUAAAUAUUGAAGUUUUAAACAUAGCAGCUUGUAGUCCAUGGCAAAAUGGAUUGUGUGAACGGAACCAUGCAAUUGUAGAUGAUUGUUUGAGAAAGAUUCUUGAUGAAAACCCAAAAUUAUCGUUGGAAGUUGGUUUGGUCUGGGCACUUAAUUCCAAGAAUUCCUUGCAUAUGAAUUCUGGUCAUAGUUCCUAUCAAUUAGUUUUCGGACGGAAUCCGAAUUUGCCAUCAGUGUUAAAUGCAAAUCCACCAGCUUUAGAGGGUGUAACCGUAUCACAUGUGUUUGCAAAGCAUAUUAAUGCCCUUCAUAAUGCAGGUAAAGCAUUUAUUGAAGCUGAAGCUUCAGAAAGAGUUAGAAGAGCUUUGCGUCAUCAGAUUCGAAGUACUAACACACAGUAUUACACUGGAGAGAAAGUCUACUAUAAACGUGAUGAUUCACCAAAGUGGAGGGGUCCUGCUAAAGUUAUUGGUCAAGACGGCAAUGUUGUUUUUGUUUGGCAAGGCAGUGUGUAUGUCAGAGUCCCACCUUGUCGAUUAGUUAAAGUGGGUCAAGAAUUUUCUGGCUCUAAUCAGAACAAACUUGACAAUACAGAUCUUAAAGAAAACAAAGAUGUAGGUGAUCAUCAAUCAGAAGUAGUGAUUGAUUUAGAGGUUGAAGAGUCAAAUGCUACACCUGUGCAACAAGAACAACGUAACAGAAGUGAACACGAGGAAAAUGUUUUAGAUGUACCAGAAGCAGAAAUGAAUUUGGAAGGAGAACAACAGGUGUCUGUUCGAAAAGAGCAUGAUUUUCCUAAAGUUAACGACCAUGUUGAAGUGAAAAUGAAAGAUGUACCAGAAUGGUUUUCAGCAAAAGUGAUAAGUAGAGGUGGAAAAGCUACAGGGAAGUACAGUAGUUGGUACAACAUAAGGAAAGAAGGUACAAAUGAUGAAAUGUGCCUAGACUUUAAGGAUGUUGAAGAUUGGAAAAAAGUUGAAAGUGUCAAUGUAGUUAUUCUUCCAGAACACGUACAUGAUACUUUAGAGGCAGUUAAAGCAAAACAGAAGGAAUUAGACAACUGGAAAUUGUUUGAUGUUGUUCGACAGGUUCCGGAUGAUAAACAAAGUAAGAUAUCAACAAGAUGGAUUAUCACUGAAAAAGAAGUGGAUUCCUCUAAAGUUGUUAAGGCACGUCUUGUUGUUAGAGAAUUUGAGGAAGAGCACAAACUGCAACGUGACUCACCAACUGCAGCUAAAGACACUCUUCGUAUGUUUUUUGGAAUAGCAGCCUGCAAGAAUUGGAAUUGUGUGGCAUUAGAUGUAAAGUCUGCAUUUCUGCAAGGUCACACUAUUGAUCGUGAUGUUUAUGUUACACCACCCAAAGAAGCAAAUGUUCCAGAUGGAAGCUUGUUAAAGUCGUUUAUGGCUUAA
This is a messenger RNA of Hydractinia symbiolongicarpus, 3498 nucleotides long. RefSeq lists its product as uncharacterized. The transcript has 4 exons. Gene Ontology annotation, molecular function: nucleic acid binding. NCBI's taxonomy places the organism in Eukaryota, Metazoa, Cnidaria, Hydrozoa, Anthoathecata, Hydractiniidae. The record is from RefSeq and is a predicted model, not a curated record. The coding region runs from base 1 to 3498 and encodes 1165 amino acids. Gene Ontology annotation, biological process: DNA integration.